Messenger RNA from Camelina sativa (false flax), 828 nucleotides. RefSeq lists its product as uncharacterized. Gene Ontology annotation, biological process: transcription initiation at RNA polymerase III promoter. Gene Ontology annotation, cellular component: RNA polymerase III complex. The record is from RefSeq and is a predicted model, not a curated record. Gene Ontology annotation, molecular function: nucleotide binding. NCBI's taxonomy places the organism in Eukaryota, Viridiplantae, Streptophyta, Magnoliopsida, Brassicales, Brassicaceae.
UUAGUCUCCAAGAGCAGAUCCGACGCGACCGAAACCAAACCACCGUGUAAGUCUCCAUCUCCGCCUGAAUCAUACAUACCUCGAAGAAGGAGCUUCUCGAAUCCUUUCCGUCAAAGAAGACAAGUAAGAGCACAACCUCUCUUUUAUCUUCUUCUCCUCUCUGAAUUUGGAGCUUCUGGGUGGUUAACGUCUCUGCUCAGCAUAAGAGAUGAAAGUAGUUAAGGCAAAUGCAGGAGCACUUACCAAUUUCGAGGUGCUUGACUUCCUAAACUCAAGAGGUGCAUCAAAAGAUACUACUAGAGUUAUAGCUCCAAUUGCUAGAUCAGAAUACAAGGUCUAUGAUUAUUUGUUGGAGACUGCUGCUUCCACUCAAACACGAGAGAGCGUUAACAAAUUCGCAGAUAAGUGCAAAGAUUUCAAAGUCGCCAAAGCUGAGAUUCUCAACAUCAUCAAUCUCCGGCCUUCUUCUAUUGUCGAAUUGGAUCCGAUCAUAGAGAAGGCCCCCGAGGGACAGGAAGACCGAGUAAUCGACACAGAUGGGAUAUUAGAGCUUGUGAAGGAUUUGCUACCGCCUCUGCCUACUACUGAAACUGAAACCCCUAACGCUAAUGACGAAGAAGAAACAGACAACGGUGAACACCCGAACGCUACUGCCGAAGAAGAAACAGACAACGGUGAACACUCGUAGCAUGCAAAUGAAGUUUUAAAAUAUAUAUUUUUAAGUAAUCUAGCUUCAAAAGAAACUGAAAUUGUACUAAACUAGGUUGAGUUAGAGAUGAUUUAAUUUUGGUUUCAUAUUCUAUCGUAAUCAAAAUCCGUAAAACUAAA